Molecule: messenger RNA, 2946 nt
Organism: Durio zibethinus
Lineage: Eukaryota; Viridiplantae; Streptophyta; Magnoliopsida; Malvales; Malvaceae
Product: adoMet-dependent rRNA methyltransferase spb1-like
Biological process (GO): rRNA methylation; maturation of 5.8S rRNA from tricistronic rRNA transcript (SSU-rRNA, 5.8S rRNA, LSU-rRNA); maturation of LSU-rRNA from tricistronic rRNA transcript (SSU-rRNA, 5.8S rRNA, LSU-rRNA)
Cellular component (GO): nucleus; nucleolus; preribosome, large subunit precursor
Molecular function (GO): rRNA (uridine-2'-O-ribose)-methyltransferase activity; rRNA (guanine) methyltransferase activity
Source: RefSeq, a predicted model, not a curated record
UUUCCAAGAGGAUGGUUUUGAGGCCCAACCCAAUUUGAGACUCAGUAAUCAGUCUCCAGUGUCCAUGAAGUUUCUACUUACCAAGGCCCAUCCCAAUGGUAAAGACCCAAUAAUUGCAAAAACAAAACCCUAAAAUCCAAAGUCAGUUUAUUUAUUGAGAUAUUUAAACCCCGAGUCCCCUCACAUCCUUUUUUCCUACCAUCUGCUUCUUCUUCGUGUAGCUGCGGUUGGACUUUCCAUUCGGUUGAAGUCAGGAUAUGGGUAAAGUGAAAGGAAAGCACAGGUUAGAUAAGUACUACCAACUAGCCAAGGAACAUGGCUACCGUUCCAGAGCAUCAUGGAAGCUAGUCCAACUCGAUUCCAAAUUCUCUUUCCUAAAUUCAGCCCACGCCGUCCUCGACCUCUGCGCCGCCCCUGGCGGUUGGAUGCAAGUUGCCGUCCAGCGUGUUCCUGUUGGUAGCCUCGUACUGGGUCUCGACCUUGUUCCGAUAGCUCCCAUACGAGGUGCCGUCGCUCUCCAGCAAGACAUAACCAAACCCGAUUGUAAGUCCAAGGUUAAACGAAUCAUGGAAGAGCAUGGAACUAUGGCUUUUGAUGUGGUUUUGCAUGAUGGGUCCCCUAAUGUUGGUGGAGCCUGGGCUCAGGAGGCAAUGAGUCAAAAUGCUUUGGUUAUUGAUUCUGUUAAGCUGGCUACUCAGUUCUUGGCUCCUAAAGGCACCUUUGUUACCAAGGUUUUUAGGUCUCAAGACUACAGUUCUGUUCUCUAUUGUCUCAAACAGUUAUUUGAGAAGGUUGAGGUGGAUAAACCAGCUGCCAGUCGUUCAGCAUCAGCUGAGAUCUAUGUUUUGGGUCUGAGGUAUAAAGCCCCUGCAAAGAUUGAUCCUCGUCUUCUUGAUGUCAAGCAUCUGUUUCAGGGAUCAAUAGAGCCACAGAAGAAGGUGAUUGAUGUACUUAGGGUAUCAAAACAAAAGAGACACCGUGAUGGUUAUGAAGAUGGAGAGACAAUCUCAAAGAAGGUAUCCACAGGUGCUGACUUCAUUUGGUCUGACUCUCCUCUUGAAAUCCUUGGUUCAGUUACUUCCAUAACCUUUGAGGAUCCAGCUUCAUUGCCUAUUAAGGGUCACAGUUCUACCACAGAUGAGGUCAAAGCUCUAUGUGAUGAUUUGCGUGUUUUAGGAAAGCAAGAUUUCAAGUACCUUUUGAAGUGGCGGAUGCAAUUAAGAAAAGCUUUGUCUCCUUCAGAAAAGGCUACUCCUAUCACUGCCACAGAUGUUGAUAAAGGGGAUGAGGAGAAUGAAGAUGAUAAAUUACUCAAUGAAAUGGAGGAGCUCACAUAUGCUAUGGAACGUAAGAAGAAAAGAGAAAAGAAGCUUCUUGCAAAAAGACGAGCGAAGGGUAAGAAAGAUCUUGUGGCAAUUGAUUCCACUGAGUAUGAUGAUGGGAAUAGUGACUUAAGGGGUAGUGAAGAUGAAGAAAACCAAGAGAAAACUGAAGAUGAGCCAUCCAGUGAUAUUGAUUCUGAUGAAGAACGCAGAAGAUAUGAUGAACAAAUUGAAGAGAUUCUUGAUCAUGCUUAUGAACACUAUGUGGCCAAAAAGGACGGAAGCACAAAGCAGAGGAAGCGUGCAAAACAAGCCUAUUCUGACCAAUUGGAGGGUGGUGAUGGUGACAAUAUCAUCCUUUCCGAUUAUGAUUCAGAAAAGGACGAGGCUGAUCCUGAAGCAAAUCCUCUCAUGGUACCAUUAGAUGAUGGAGAAGGACCUACUCCGGAGGAGAUUACAAAAAGGUGGUUUGGUCAGGAUAUUUUUGCUGAAGCUGUAGAUCAGGGAGAUUUGGGGAAUUAUGACAGUGACGAUGAAAUGGAGGUUGAUAACCAAGAGAAAACGCCACCUGUUCCUGAGGCGGCCAAAGUAAAGAAAACGCAGGAUGAAAGAGCUUCUAUCCCAGACAAGACCAAAGAAAAGAUGACAAACAAUGCUGCAGGCCCUGAUUGCACUAAACUUCAGGCGUCAAAGGUAGAGGAUGAUUUUGAGAUUGUCCCUGCUCCAGCUACAGAUUCAAGUGAUGACUCCUCUUCAGAUGACUCAGAGGAUGAAGAUGUUGAUACGAAAGCCGAGAUAUUGGCUUAUGCGAAGAAGAUGCUCAGGAAAAAGCAAAGGGAGCAAAUUCUUGAUGAUGCAUAUAACAAAUAUAUGUUUGAUGACGAGGGUUUACCUCAGUGGUUCUUAGAGGAGGAGAGGAGACACCGCCAACCAAUUAAGCCUGUUACAAAAGAAGAGAUUGCUGCAAUGCGAGCACAAUUCAAAGAGAUCAAUGCACGACCUGCUAAGAAAGUCGCAGAGGCAAAGGCUCGAAAGAAGCGGGUAGCAAUGAAAAAGCUAGAGAAGGUGCGACAGAAAGCAAACAGUAUAUCAGAUCAAACUGACAUCUCUGAUCGGUCAAAGAGGAAGCAAAUUGAACAACUAUACAAGAAGGCUAUGCCCAAAAAGCCCCAAAAGGAAUAUGUGGUUGCAAAGAAGGGCGUACAAGUCAAGGCUGGUAAGGGGAAAGUCCUUGUUGACCGGCGAAUGAAAAAGGAUGCUAGGGCACGUGGAUUGGGUAAACCAGGAAAAGGUGGCUCCAAGAAGGGAAAGAACGGAAAAGUUAGGAAAGGUAAAGGACCUGUCAAGGCUCCAGGGAGGAAGGGAAACAAUGGGAAAAAAGGUGGGCAUGCAUGAUUGAACAAGUGAAGGUUUGUUAGAUACAUUUUUUUUAAUAUCAAAUUGAAGUUUAACAAUAAAUACAUUUUUAAGGCUGUUUAUGUUGUUAUUUGUUUUAAUUUUUAUCCAUUUUAUAUAGUGGUUGUUGAGAGAUAAAAUUAUGAUUUUUUGAGUAUUGAUUCAAGGUAUAAUUGUAACGAAUGAGGAGCUGUAAAUUUCAUACACUGCCGAAAGUUUUGCUUUUAUC